Molecule: messenger RNA, 1783 nt
Organism: Daucus carota subsp. sativus
Lineage: Eukaryota; Viridiplantae; Streptophyta; Magnoliopsida; Apiales; Apiaceae
Product: factor of DNA methylation 1
Exons: 5
Coding region: 871-1653 (260 amino acids)
Biological process (GO): gene silencing by siRNA-directed DNA methylation
Source: RefSeq, a predicted model, not a curated record
CGCUCAAGUUGCAUGAGCAGGAACUAAGAGAACGUGAAUAUCUUAAUGAAACAGAGCGGAGGAAGCUUGAGCAUCUGAAGGAAGAGGAGAAAAAGUUACCAGGAAACGGGUACGCCCCCACGUUUCGCGAAUCAGUUCGUUCGACCCAGAACACGGGUCGUUUCCGACCCAGGUCGCCGGAAUUCGCUACCGGUUCGUCAGUUUCGGCGACUCACAAAAACUCCGGCGACAUGGUAAGAAAAGCGAACAAGGAAUAAAAGGAAGGCCUACUAUUUACGGAGGGAAGGAACGGCACAAGAAAGAAGAAAGAAGAUGCAGAUCGGAAAAACACGCAGAAAGAGGAAGAUGAUGAACAGUUGUGUAUCUCGUGUGUAUCUAGUUAUAUGUGCAGUACAUUUUUAACCACACAUGUACAGAUGCACAGUAGUACUUAUUUUAAUUGAACUUUAUCCAAAUAUUGUUUUUAAUUUAUAUUUUUUUAGUGGAAGGAUUUAAGAGGAUGCCUCAAUUGCUGUACAUGUAUUUUAAACUUUAAAUUCUGUUCUCUCUCAUCUUUUGUUUCAUAUUUAUACCUCUUUUAAUUUAUGUUUAUACAUUUUGUAAAAUCUUGACAAAUUAUUAAUAUUGAAACCAUAUAAAUUUAUUAAUUUAUAGAUUAAUUAAUUCCGGCGUACCCAUACGUUCCCUCGUACCCAUACGUCCCAUCGUACCGGAAACAAUUAAAGUAAUGUUCCACGUAUCCGAAUUCGUACCGCGUUUCGUAUCGAACCGCGUCCUAUGUAACUAUGGUUUGAACUUAUAUUUUCUGCUCUGGUAUAUUUUUUUCUGCUAUAUAUCUGCUCUAAAAUUUUGUAGAAUGAGAAAGCAAUCAUGGAGCAGAAGAAGGCUGAUGAAAGCAUGGCGAAGUUAGUGGAAACUCAUAAGAAAGAGAAGCAGCAACUUUACCAACGGAUUAUUGAGCUCCAGAAGCAGCGCGAUGGGAAGCAGCAACUAGAAUUGGAUAUUGAACGACUGAGGGGAGCUGUAGAAGUCAUGAGACCGAUCAGUGAUGGUGGAGACGAGGAAAUGAAAAAAAAGAUGGAGUCCUUGAAAGAAGAUCUCAAGGAUAAGGAAGAAGAGUUUGAAACACUUGAAGAUUUAUAUCAGACUCUCGUUGUCAAGGAGAGGAAAGUCAAUGACGAGUUACAAGAUGGUCGAAAAGAGUUAAUAAAUGGUUUGAAGGGCAGGCCGAGCAAGAAUGCCAAGGUUGGUAUCAAGCUGAUGGGAGAUCUAAAUCUCAAACCCAUUGUUUCCGCUGCAGAGAAAAAGUAUCCUCCAGACGAGGUUGAAGAGAAAGCAAUGGAAUUCUCAUCUCUGUUAGUCGAGAAACUUGGAGAUGCAAACUGGUACCCCUUCAAGGUCAUAAAAGUUGGCGAAGACAAUGAGAGAGUUAUCGAUGCCGAAGAUGAAGGCCUUGUACUUAUAAAGAAUGAGUGGGGCGAUGAAGUGUAUGACUCAGUAGUGACGGCUUUAACAGAAUUGAACGAGUACAACUCGAGUGGAAGAUACCCUGUUCCUGAGUUGUGGAAUUUAAAGGAAGGAAAAAAGGCAACCUUAGCUGAGGGUGUCGAAUUCAUACUCAGACUGUGGAAGACGAAGAAGAGGAAGAGAUAAAGUAUUCUUGUAAUUUGAUGAUUUAAUUGCGUGGCAUCUUUACUUUACUCGUUUGAUGGUUGAUGUGUCGGGGUCAUUUUUUAUGAUGUACUAUACUCUCCUUAAUUUUUACCUUGAAAUUGGCAUUGAA